Messenger RNA from Elaeis guineensis (African oil palm), 2343 nucleotides. Its product is annotated as cysteine-rich receptor-like protein kinase 7. Gene Ontology annotation, molecular function: protein serine/threonine kinase activity; ATP binding. Gene Ontology annotation, biological process: protein phosphorylation. Lineage: Eukaryota; Viridiplantae; Streptophyta; Magnoliopsida; Arecales; Arecaceae. Gene Ontology annotation, cellular component: plasma membrane. The record is from RefSeq and is a predicted model, not a curated record.
ACACCCUACAACAUCCACCUUUUACUCUUCUUCUCGACUCCUCCCGACAACGCCAUAGCACCAAUGCCUUCCAAUCUCCUCACCAAACUCCCCCAAAUCCUCUUGCUCUCCGCCCUUUUCACUACCAUCUACACCCCCUAUGGGGCCAGCCAGAAGACCCCCUUCUACGUGUGCGACACCGACUCCAACUACACCACCAACAGCACCUACCACUCCAACCUCAACCUCCUCCUCCCCUCCCUCUCCUCCGCCACCCGUUCCACCGGCUUCGCCACCCGGUCCAAGGGCCAGCCCCCCGACCAGGUCUUCGGCCUCGCCCUCUGCCGCGUUGACGUCUCCCAGUACGAGUGCCAAUCUUGCCUCUCCACCGCCGACCACGACAUCACCAAGCUCUGCCCCUCGGGGAAGUCCGCGGCCAUUUGGCCCGCGAGCUGCUUUUUCCGCUACUCCAACCGCAGCUUCUCCUCCUCCUCAUCCGAUGACGACUCAUUCAGACACAUCGUCAGCAAUCCCAGGAACAUGCCAGAACCGACGAGGUUCGAGAAGUUGGUGAGCGAGCUAUUGAACAACUUGACGGAGCGGGCGGCGUAUCAGUCGGCACGGAUGUUCGCAACUGGGGAGGCCGAAUUCAUGACCACGACGACGCUGUAUGGGCUAGUGCAGUGCACAAGAGAUCAGUCUGGGGACGAAUGUCAUCGGUGCCUGAAGGUGUCCGCCGGAGAUAGACCAACAGCUAUUUUGGGGAAGCAAGGAGCGUUGGUCUUUGCAUACAAUUGCUUCACGAGGUAUGAGAUCUACCCUUUCUACAAUGAGUCUGUUGGGGCGGCGCCGCCACCUCCUCCAUCGGAAGCUAGCACUCCACCAGCAAAGGAAGGGGGAAAAAGGAACCAUGCGGUGAUGAUUGUUCUUCCUGUUGUCUCUAUGGUUGGUACGCUGAUAAUCUUCGCUGCCAUUUUCAUUUGUUUAAAGAGGAGAAAAUCUAUAACAUUAUUUAUAAGACAACCACAUGUUGGAGAUGAGGAGAACCAGAAUGAUGGAUGUCUAUUAUUUGACUUGAGUACACUUAGAACGGCCACCAAUAACUUUUCUGAUGCAAAUAAGCUUGGAGAAGGUGGUUUUGGACCAGUUUAUAAGGGAGUGCUAUCAAAUGGCCAGGAAAUAGCUGUGAAAAGACUUUCAGCAGGUUCCAGGCAAGGUCUCUUGGAGUUUAAAAAUGAGGUUCUUUUGCUUGCUAGGCUUCAGCAUAAAAAUCUUGUGACACUACUGGGUUGCUGCUUAGAACAGGAAGAAACGCUACUAGUCUAUGAAUUUCAACAUAAUACAAGCCUUGACAAAUUUUUAUUUGAUCCAAUGAAAAAUAGACUGCUAGACUGGGGAAGGAGGUACAAGAUUAUUAAAGGAAUUGCAAGAGGGCUUCUUUAUCUUCAUGAAGAUUCUAAACUCAAGAUUAUUCAUCGGGAUCUGAAAACUCAUAAUAUUUUGCUAGAUCAGUGCAUGAAUCCUAAGAUCUCAGAUUUUGGCCUAGCAAAGGUCUUUGAUGAAAACAAAACACGAGCAACUGCUAGUAAAAUUGCUGGGACAUAUGGGUAUAUGGCACCGGAGUAUGCAAUGCAUGGGCACUUCUCAACAAAAUCAGAUGUAUUUAGCUUUGGAGUUCUUGUUCUAGAAAUUGUGACUGGUCAACGAAUCAAUGACUUCCAAGGAUCAGGGCAUGCUGAGAAUCUCCUAAGCUAUGCAUGGAAGCAUUGGAACAAGGGGAAGGCAUUGCAUUUGAUGGAUCAAAGCCUAGGUGACCAGUAUGAUAGGCAAGAAGCCUCCAGAUGCAUUCAUAUGGGUUUACUCGGCGUCCAGGAAGACCAAACGAAGAGACCAAGCAUGGAAUUGGUUGUUCUCAUGCUGAGUGGUCACUCUAUCGCUGUUUCAGCUCCUUCUGUGCCUGCAUAUUUCGUUCAAGGUAAUUCAAACACCGGGCCAGAUGUGGGUCCAAGAAACAGAAAUUCCAUUUCCUUCGUUUCUAGAAAUGAUGUAACGAUUAGUGAAAUGGGACCUCGAUAGCAUGCACACGGAAGAAUUUUGGUCGUUUGAUGAAAACGAUGUCGUGUUUUAACCGGUCUUGUUACCACUCAGACCGCCAGAACCUUGUAACUUGGAAGGGUGUAUAUGCUGUCACAAAAUUGGAAGAACGGAACCCAUUAUAACUCGGGGGUGUGAAGCUAUAUUUAUUGUUAAAAAAGUUUAGUAGAGUAAGUUCGCAGAACUCGCAAAAGAAACCCUUGUUAAAAAGGAAAAAAUUGGCAUAUGACGUGCAUAAAGGGGCGAGCACAUGUAUUCUUCAGUGAAAGU